Messenger RNA from Dermacentor silvarum, 2502 nucleotides. RefSeq names its product staphylococcal nuclease domain-containing protein 1-like. The coding region runs from base 29 to 1435 and encodes 468 amino acids. Gene Ontology annotation, biological process: mRNA catabolic process. Gene Ontology annotation, molecular function: nuclease activity; RNA binding. The record is from RefSeq and is a predicted model, not a curated record. Lineage: Eukaryota; Metazoa; Arthropoda; Arachnida; Ixodida; Ixodidae. Gene Ontology annotation, cellular component: cytosol; nucleus. The transcript has 8 exons.
ACGGAAGUAUAGUCACUGCACUAACCUAAUGUGCUGCUCUCUCCCACACAGCAACGUUGCAGAAGCACUAGUAGGCAAGGGGCUGGCAACCGUGGUCCGGUACCGACAGGACGAUGACCAGCGCUCGGCACACUACAAUGACCUGCUAGCUGCUGAGAUGAAGGCGCAGAAGUCGGCACGGGGACUGCACUCCAAGAAGGAUGUCUCUGUCCACAGGGUCGUCGACCUGGCUGGGGACUUGGCCAAGUCUAAGCAGUUCCUGCCAUUCCUCCAGAGGGCGGGCAAGAUGGAGGCAGUAGUGGAGUUUGUGGCGAGCGGGUCGCGGCUCCGGCUCUACAUUCCCCGAGAGAACUGCCUCGCCACCUUCCUCUUGGCCGGCAUCUCUUGCCCCAGGGCAGGCCGCCAACAGGGUGGCCAGACCAUUCCUGGCGAGAAGUUUGGCGAGGAAGCACUGCAGUUCACCAAGUCGCUGUGCCUACAGCGUGAGGUGGAGGUGGUGGCCGACGGCAUCGACAAGGCGGGCAACUUCAUCGGCUGGCUCACCGUCGAGGGCGUCAACCUGUCGGUGGCUCUGGUUAAGGAAGGGCUCGCCACGGUCCACUUCACGGCCGAGCGGUCUGUCCAUUACCGCGCCCUCCAGCUGGCGGAAGAGCAAGCCAAGCAGCAGCGGCUCAAGAUCUGGGAGGACUACGAAGAGACCGAAGACACCAAGCCCCAGGAGGUGAUCACCGACCGCAAGGGCAACUACCGCAAUGUGGUGGUCACAGAAGUGAAGCCGGACCUCUCCUUCUACGUCCAGUUCUUCGAUGACGGCCCGAAGCUGGAAGAGAUGACCAAGCUGCUGCGUCAGGAGUUGGCGGAGCAUCCACCCGUGUCAGGUGCCUACACGCCCAAGAAGGGUGAAGUGUGUGCUGCCAAGUUCUCUGAGGACCAGCAGUGGUACAGGGCGCGUGUCGAGAAGGUCCAGUCCAGCGGUUCGGUCGAGAUUUUCUUCAUCGACUACGGGAACAGAGACACGGUGGACUCUUCAUCCCUGGCGUCCUUGCCUUCCCUCGGAAUCCGCGACAUCCCACCAGCUGCAAGGGAAUAUGCCCUGGCUCUGGUGGCACUGCCAAAAGACCCCGAGCAGGCCCAGGACGCAGUGCAGGCGUUCCAGGAGGAAGUGUCGGGUGAGCCGCAGCUGCAGCUCAACGUGGAGUACCGCGUGGGCGGCCAGGAGUACGUCACGCUGCUCAACUCAUCGGGCAACGACGUUGGCAAGACUCUGCUGCAGGAGGGCUGGGUCUUGCUGGAGGAGCGCCGCGACCGGCACCUCCAGGAGCUGCUCCAGGAGUACACGGCUGCCAGGGACUCGGCUAAGGCCAAGAGGCUGAACCUCUGGUGCUACGGCGACGUAACGGAGGACGACUCCAAGGAGUUUGGCUGGGGCCGCUGAGGAGGACCUGUCGCCGCAAAGUCAACUUCUGCCUUGUGCACGCACACACCUCAGGCCCGUGGUGUGGGUGGGUUGGGGAGGGGGAGAGGGGUUCAGGUUGUUGUUGGUGGUGGAGGAGUGAGGAGCAGCUCUCCGCCCGUUGUCAAGGAGGUCCGUCGCGGCGGAGGCGGGGCACUCCGGCUGAAGCACGGGGGAGAGAGGGGUGCAGCCUCCUCGCCUCAUUUUAUCGUGAAGACUCUCGAGAACACUCGCCCGGGAGGGGAGGUGCACUGCUCGCCAUGCUCGACAUGUGUUUGUCUCGCUCUUAGUUUUUUUUUUUGUCUUGCAUCACUCAAAUGUCGGGCAGUGUGCCAGCCGUUAUUACCCCCUUGUACAGAGAGCUUGGGAUUGUUAAGCACAGAACUCUCGCCACCCGUAGAAGUCGCACUUGCUCUCAUUACAUCUCUUUACACAAUGUGGAGCAAAAGGCUUCCAGAUGAUGUAAUCAAUAUCACGUUAAUGCAUCGUUGAGUGCGUGGUGGUCUCCCGAUCUUUGCAGAUUUCAUGGAACAGCCUGGACACAAAGCGUACAACAGGAUUGGCUGAGUGUCCCGGCUGUACCAGACAGCGUCGCUGGACAGUCUGCUUUGUUGGCUAAUAUAUACAUGCAAGUAUGACAUAAGUGGCAGUGACUUAUUUAGUCUUUUCGGCGCUGGCUUUUGAUUGGCUCAUGGGCUUCCUCCUUGAACCAUCUACGAAGCGCCAGUUUUGGAGCAAGUAUUUUUUUUCUAGUAGUCUGGUAAAAAUCACUCCUCCUCUUGCUCUGUUUUAGUAUGCCUUGAAAAGGCCCGACCUCACAUGGCGCGGUCUCCACAGUGAAAAAGCGGCUUUUGACAUUAAAGAAAUGGCUGCCCUAUGAGCGGUACAGACGGUUAUAUUACGAUGCCUGUCUCUUCUUUUUCAUAGAUUUUUUUAAUAUUAUGAUUGUUGUUGUCAUUCGCGCAUAUAUUGGUUGAACUUAUACCUGACAAUGAAACAUUGCCCCCUCUUUUUCUUUCUUUUUUUUGUAAUAAAGGAGUUGACUUUGA